Molecule: messenger RNA, 1008 nt
Organism: Microthlaspi erraticum
Lineage: Eukaryota; Viridiplantae; Streptophyta; Magnoliopsida; Brassicales; Brassicaceae
Source: the annotation of a GenBank genome assembly
AUGCCUCGUCGAUUAAACGACGGAGAGCCUGGCCGUUUUACCGCCACCGCUCUUCUUUUCAUUGGUCUGAUCUCGUUUCUUCUCGUCUACGUUGUCUUCUCUAUUGUCCUCCGCCCUCGAGAUCAUACGCUCGAUUCCGCGGCCCGAUUCACCGGCUCGCAAAAUCAGAGCCGUUCAGAGGCGGAUGGAGACAGCCGUGGGUGUUGCCGUGGAGUCGAUGAUCUGGAGCUUUGGGGUCCGGCGGUGAAGUGGGGGGAGGAUUUCAAGUUUAAUUCGUCGGAGGAAUGUUGUAAGGCGUGUAAAGUUAUGUGUAGCGGCGGCAAUGACGGACCUUGCUUGUGCGAUUCAUGGGUCUUCUGUGGAAACAAAGAGGCUUGCGGCUCCAAGUUUGGAGAGUGUUGGCUGAAGAAGCAAAAAGAUGUAUUGCUGCCUGAUCGACACGAAGGCAGCCAGACAGUAUCGUGGACAUCUGGGCUUAUAUUCGGACAAGGAGAGGGCAUUGUUGGUUUUGAGACAAAACACGGCCUACUUCAUGUCCAACUUCACCCUGAGUGCGCUCCUCACUCAGUAUUCUACAUUCUUAAUUUGUUAACUCAGCGCCACUGCGCAGGCUGCCAGUUUCAUCGUGCAGAGAACCGGGGAUCAUAUUGGGACUCACAAGGCAAUCAUUUAGACAAUGCUCCGUAUGGUCCACCAUAUGCCAUGAUUCAAGGAAUACUCCAGCCGGAGGGUAACAUGUUUUCGCCGAUCCCAACCGAGAACUGCCCAACCAUUAGCCGUGGCUCAGUUGCGUGGGUCGGCUCGGGUCCAGAAUUCUUCAUCAGUCUCGCAAACCACCAUGAAUGGAAACAAGCUUACACUGUUUUCGGCUCUGUUCUGCCGGAAGACAUGGAGGUUGUGGAGAGGAUUGCUGGUUUACCAACAAGAGCCGAUGUAUGGAACAGCGUUAAUGUCUCUGUGCUUGAGAAACCUGUAUGGUUAACCGUACGAAGAAUGAAAACGGGCUGA